AUGAGAGUCAGCCAAGCUCUUUCUGUUGUCGCCACGGCGUUCACGACCGUUUCCGCUGUUCCGUUCAGUUGGGGAAAUGGCUUCCUCUCCUUUGUUGAGUCCCCGGCCGAUGGCAAGAACUAUGGCAAGAGUGGAGCGACGACUGUGUCGUUCCGGGCUCAGGGUAUUUGGAACACCGUCAUUGGCGAGGUAGAGGCGAACAAAGAAGCCUUCAGCCCGAUUGUCACGAUUCAGUUUGGUCAUAAUGACCAAAAGGCAGCGGCAAACAUUUCUGCCGACCAGUUCCAAGCGAACUUGGAGAAGCUAGCCAACGAGGUCACGGCUGCAGGGGGAACUCCUAUUUUGAUCACAUCACUUACGCGCCGCACCUUCAGUGGCGGUAAGGUCAUCCAGAACUUGGAAACUGAGCGCCUUAGAGCCAUCGCCGCCGCAGAGGCCGUAGGCGCGACGUACCUUGAUCUCAACACCGCCAGCACCAACUACAUCAACGCCAUUGGAAACGAGAACGGACACAAGUACGACCUUGCUUCGGGCGACUCUACUCACCUGAACUCUGCUGGAGAGGUUGUCUUUGGUCGCCUUGUUGCGGACCUUCUUCUCGAGAAGCGGACCGAUCUUGCUGUGUACAUCAGAGAGAACAAGGCUCUUAGCGACAAGAUCAAGGCUGGAGAGUUUGCGACGGGUGAUGAGACUGAUUGA
This is a messenger RNA of Colletotrichum scovillei, 699 nucleotides long. Its product is annotated as GDSL-like Lipase/Acylhydrolase. Lineage: Eukaryota; Fungi; Ascomycota; Sordariomycetes; Glomerellales; Glomerellaceae. The record is from RefSeq and is a predicted model, not a curated record. The transcript is spliced from 3 exons. The coding region runs from base 1 to 699 and encodes 232 amino acids. Gene Ontology annotation, molecular function: hydrolase activity.